AUGGUCUGCACAGAACGGGCGAAAAAGUGCCAAUGUGUGGCCACAAUGAAGCGUGAAGUGGGCCCCGUCCUGUGUCCCAAGCCGAACUUCAACGUGUCCUCCUGCCGUAAUAAGCAAAUUACAGUCAUCACAACCAGCUACGACGUCAAGAACUGCACUUGCAUCAGACGCGUCUCGAAGAGGACUCAGGCCUGUAAGGGCUGUAAAGACCUGGGGGAGGUGAAGACUUGCCGGGAGCUGAUGAAGGCGGGAAAAUGUGGCGACAUUGAGACAAGCAAAGCAUGUCCGGUCACUUGUGGCAUGUGCGGGAGUAAGUUAAGAGCCCUAGAAUUCGCUGGGAGGGUACUUUUGAGGCUGAUGCGAUUUGAAAAAUAG
This is a messenger RNA of Protopolystoma xenopodis, 375 nucleotides long. Lineage: Eukaryota; Metazoa; Platyhelminthes; Monogenea; Polystomatidea; Polystomatidae. The record is from the annotation of a GenBank genome assembly.